This is a messenger RNA of Spea bombifrons (plains spadefoot toad), 4306 nucleotides long. RefSeq names its product spermatogenesis associated 13 (gene SPATA13). Bases 354 to 4166 code for a protein of 1270 amino acids. The transcript has 13 exons. Lineage: Eukaryota; Metazoa; Chordata; Amphibia; Anura; Pelobatidae. Gene Ontology annotation, molecular function: guanyl-nucleotide exchange factor activity; protein binding. The record is from RefSeq and is a predicted model, not a curated record.
CGGGGCCAGCCCGCUGAUCAGAGGCGCUCAUCUCCUGCUUUCCUGGGGAUCCGUCUCGUGUUUGUGGAUUACAGCCCUUGGCAUCUCCUGAAUGCAUCUCCUUCUGGAGAGUCCUGGACUCCGCAUGACCUGCCUCCUGCCGCCGGCGAUGGGAGCGGCUGCGCUGCGUGCUGGGAGUUGGCAUUCGCUGUAAGCAGGGGCAAGCAGAGGACUGCGCUGGGGAGCUUCAUGCAUACAAAAGAAGUGAAAGCAAGACACAAAAGACAUCAACAGAUGACAGUCUGGUUCUUCAAACUACGCAUUAAAGCAGCACUGUGGUUCUGAACCAUAGGCAGUGUUAUCCGAAUGCUUAUAUGGUUGAGAGUAUGACGUCUCCCGCCAAUGCCUGUGGGAACAACACCAUAGUUACCUCUCACGCUGCAGAUAAGUGUGUCUCAAGAACUUUAUCUGAUGGGAACUGUCACAAUGGGGCAAGUGGCAGUGCCGGCAAGAAAGGCGAAACAGAGGAAGAAAAGCUGGCCGCUUCUAAAACCCCUCACCGCUAUACCGCCCCAAAACAACGAGCAAGCCCUGGUAACGAAAGGCCGCGUUCUAUGAUAACUGCAGGGAAUUCCUCCACGUGGAAUGCUUUGUCAUCUUUGAGAAAGAUGGGCUCCUUCAAAAAAUUAAAGUCUUCUGUCCUGCAGGGUAUACAGGCAAAGGAAAACGCUAAUAUUUUAAACGCGCAAGAGUCCGGUGGGGAUGUUCAGAAGUGCUCACCCACCGAUGGAAUUGUAAGUUAUCAAUCCCCAUGCAGGCUUCUAAAGUCAAGGCCCAUGCAGGAAUGUUACAAUAUGAUGGAUGGACUUCAAUCCGAUGGAUCAGAUGCUGAGGAAACGGAUAACUCCUUCUUGAGAAGUACCCAUAGAUCUAGGAGCAUCAGGCGUGCCUAUGGCGCUGGACGUAUAAAUUUAUUAGAUGAUGAUAAAACUCGUGCUUGUCGUAGUCCCCUUGCAUUGUCCCCGGCUAGACAAGAACCAAGCAUCUGUGAGAUUAUAGUAAAAGAUUCCGAAAGUAACCGUGUCAUUUAUAGAAGGAGUAAGAGCACAGACAAUCUAAAUUUCCUCAAAAAGAGUUCAUUCAAGAGGAAGUCUACCUCCAACCUGGCAGAUGUAAAAUCCCACAGCGAAAGGGAGAUUGUACAAACGACUAUGCUAAGCAUAUCCGCCGAUUCAGGUAGAAUGGGCGGGACUCCUGAGAGAAGUUCAAAGCGUUGGAGAAGUCCAAUUAGAGCGAAAGAUUUUGAUAGGGUAUUAAAAAUCAUGAGCAAUGUGACGGACGGCAGUCGGAAGAGAGAGGGUAAUAAGUGCGCCUCUCCAACUAACGAGGAAUCCCACAGGAGCAGACCAAACAGUCGCUUGCACGAUGAUUACUCAAGGAGAGUUUCAAGCAGUGCAGAAAGUGACAGAAGGAGAUGUAUAUAUAACCCACAUUCUCCGUUAUCGGAUUCUAAAUGUUUUCUCAAUUCCACACAGUCCCCUACUGCUGCUCUUGAUUUUGAAAUGAGUGUUCUGCAUACUGACCCUAAAAUAUCAUCAGACUGCAGUGUGUCCCCUACGUGUAGAAGUUUAACCCCAUUGGCCAACGAGGUCUUUUAUUCUGACUCUGAGGAACCAAAGCACAUGACCCAUUCUGUAUCGGAAUAUGGACCUUUUGGUACUCCUGUGAGGCCAACAGCCCCAAAACCUCAAAGCCCCAGUACGGAAUUGUACAAGUCUAGUAUUUCCAUCCAUUCCCCAAACCAUCACAGCACUUUAUCACUGAGCUCAAUGGAAAGCGAUGAAAGAUCCGAGGUGGUCAUGCAAAAGGCUGAUAGGAGCCCCCUCUCUUUUAAGGACCAUGUAAAGCCAUUGUAUUCUGAUGAUGGGAAUGAGGAUAGCGGGGUCAGCAGCCACUCUCAAUUGAGUCUCAAUGUAGUCAAUGAAGAAAAGCAAGAUGAGGUUCCCACUGAAGAGUCCUGGACAAAACCCCCAUCACAUGAUGAAGAAAAAACUGACCUUCAAAAAGUGUCACCUCGGAAAAGGGCCUCUGGAAAAAGCAGGUCUCGGCCGAGGCCGCUUUCAGAUUACGGUCAGAUGGCUAUCCGUAGCUUUUCCAUCCCAGAAGACUCUGUCCCAAUGGACUCGCAUGAGCCCAAUAACGGGAAUUGUAAGUUUCCCUUGCGAUCGUUUAGCGAAGAGGCAAAGUUUCGAAAACAUAGCACUGAGUACCAAGGGGAUUGUAGAAGGAGACCCAUUUCAGUGAUAGGAGGUGUCAGCUUUUACGGAACAAGAGAAGACGAAGAUACCGGGGGCAUGCUGCAACAACCUGUACCUCGUCCUCCAGUUCCGGCGCACAAAGUACCACCAUACAAAGCUGUUUCUGCCCGUUUGCGCCCAUAUGCCUUCUCGCAGAGCACACCCAUUGGACUGGAUCGAGUCGGGUGUCAGAGGCAAACCAGGAUCUCUAACAUUUCUACAGAUGGAGGUGCGGAGUCUCCUGCUUUAGUCGAUGAUAAUGGUAGUGAGGAUGAUUAUAACUAUGAUGACAUCUGUCAAGCCAAUCCAAGGUAUCUGCAGCCAGGAGGAGAACAGCUGGCUAUUAACGAGUUAAUAAGUGAUGGCAGCGUGGUGUAUGCAGAAGCCUUGUGGGACCACGUGACCAUGGAUGAUCAAGAGCUGGCCUUCAAAGCAGGAGAAGUCAUAAGAGUUCUGGAAGCCUCAAACAAAGACUGGUGGUGGGGAAGAAUUGGAGACCACGAGGCCUGGUUUCCUGCUAGUUUUGUCAGGUUACGUGUCAAUCAGGAGGAUGUGUCAGAACAUUCUGGGAGUUUCCAGGAUGAAGAACAAGAUGUUGAUGUUAGGAAAGUACGCCACAAGAACACAGAAAACAAAGAUCAAAUGAGGACCAAUGUUAUUCGAGAAAUAAUGAACACUGAACGUGUCUACAUCAAGCAUCUGAAAGACAUCUGUGAGGGCUAUAUAAAACAGUGCCGAAAACAUACAAGCAUGUUCACCGAGGCCCAGCUGAAGACCAUUUUUGGAAACAUUGAAGACAUCUAUAAGUUCCAGAAGACGUUCUUGAAGGAUCUCGAAAGGCAGUACAAUAAGGAAGAGUCUCACCUGAGUGAGAUUGGGGGCUGUUUCCUAGAAAAUCAAGUUGGUUUCUCAAUCUACUCUGAAUAUUGCAACAACCACCCGAAUGCUUGUUUGGAGCUAUCAAACUUGAUGAAGCACGGAAGGUACCGGCACUUUUUUGAGGCUUGCCGGCUUCUCCAGCAAAUGAUAGACAUUGCAAUUGAUGGCUUCCUCCUGACUCCUGUACAGAAGAUCUGCAAAUACCCCCUGCAGCUGGCUGAGCUACUCAAAUAUACCACUCAAGAGCACAGUGAUUACAACAAAAUAAAGGAAGCUUAUGAAGCCAUGAAAAAUGUUGCUUGCCUAAUUAACGAGCGGAAGAGGCGCCUGGAGAGUAUAGACAAAAUCGCCUGCUGGCAGGUGUCUAUAGUAGGUUGGGAGGGACAAGAUAUUUUAGCCAGAAGUUCUGAACUUAUCCACUCAGGGGAAUUGACCAAAAUCUUCAAACAAGGGAAGACCCAACAAAGGACCUUCUUUCUAUUUGACCACCAACUGGUGUUCUGCAAGAAGGAUCUACUGCGGAGGGACAUUUUAUAUUACAAGGGUCGAAUUGACAUGGACGAGAUGGAUUUUAUGGACGUCGAAGAUGGAAAAGAUAGAGACUUCAACUUAAACAUUAAGAAUGCGUUUAAAAUUGUAAAUAAAGAGACCGAUGAAGUCCAUUUGUUUUGCGCAAAGAAACCUGAGGACAAGCAGAGAUGGCUCAAGGCUUUUGUGGAUGAACGGAAAAGAGUUCAGGAGGACAAAGAGAUGGGAAUGGAGAUUUCAGAAGACCAAAAGAAACAAGCCAUGCACAACGCAAAGAAGUCGAGGCAAGGGAAGUUAAAAAGUGUUGCCUACAAUGGCUUCCCUGCUAUCCCUCCUCAUCAGAACCUGCAUCCAAUCCACCAGCGCCAUCUAAACAUGCCGACCAGCAUUCCUCAGCAGCAGGUGUUUGCGCUGGCAGAACCCAAACGAAAGACUUCUCCUUUCUGGAACACAAUCACCAAACUUACGCCUUUCAAGAAAUAAGGAGUCUGACAAUUCCAAAGGACUUUGAAUGCUUCUUCCCUGGAGAAUGACACAUUUAAGAACAAACCCCGAGUACUUUGGAGACACUUUUUAUUAUUGUUAUACUUGGAGACUAAAACAACAUUUAAUGAAGGGAAAAA